Molecule: messenger RNA, 1008 nt
Organism: Sitophilus oryzae (rice weevil)
Lineage: Eukaryota; Metazoa; Arthropoda; Insecta; Coleoptera; Curculionidae
Product: casein kinase I-like
Exons: 5
Coding region: 166-1008 (280 amino acids)
Biological process (GO): endocytosis; peptidyl-serine phosphorylation; positive regulation of canonical Wnt signaling pathway
Cellular component (GO): cytoplasm; nucleus; plasma membrane
Molecular function (GO): protein serine/threonine kinase activity; ATP binding
Source: RefSeq, a predicted model, not a curated record
ACCUUUUUAAUAUGUCAUGGAAUAUAUCUACUGACAAACUGGAAGUCAAGUCUCGAAAAAUUUCUGGUAUUUUAAAAGAACUUUGACACAUUUCCUCUUAGAAGCGUUCCAAGGACAGUCCGUAAAGGACUGUCCUGCCUACAAUUAGAUUUAUGAUUAAAAACAAUGCAUUUUUUGAAAGUGAGAUUUGGUAAUAAAAAUAACAAUAAUUUAUCAGAAGAUAAAGACCCUAAAAUUGUUAAAGAAGUAAGACAUUUUCCACUAGUUCAAGAGUCGAAAAAUCUUCCUCUUCCUAAAAUGCAUUCCGCUCACUCUUCCGCCUCGUCCGGAGGUCUAAUGGUCGGGCCUAAUUUUAGAGUCGGCAAGAAGAUCGGCAACGGCAACUUUGGCGAGAUCAGGCUUGGCAAGAAUCUGUACAAUAACGAACACGUGGCCAUCAAGUUGGAGCCUCUCAAGACCAAAGCGCCCCAGUUACAGCUCGAGUACCGGUUUUACAAAAUGUUGGGACAGCAAGAAGGAGUACCCAAGGUUUACCAUUUAGGUACGUGCGGCGGCCGGUACAACGCCAUGGUGAUGGAACUGCUAGGUCCCAGUCUCGAGGACCUGUUCACUUUGUGCAGUCGGAAAUUCCGUUUGAAAACGGUCCUGAUGAUUGCAGAUCAGCUCUUGACCCGCAUCGAGUUCGUGCACUCGAAACGAUUGAUCUUCAGGGACAUUAAGCCGGAAAAUUUUUUAAUUGGCCGAUCCAAAUCGAAAAAAGAGAAAAUUGUGCAUAUCAUCGAUUUCGGCUUGGCCAAGGAAUAUAUCGAUCCCGAAUCUGGAAAGCACAUACCGUACAAGGAACAUAAAUCAUUAACUGGAACGGCAAGAUAUAUGAGCAUAAACACGCAUUUGGGAAGGGAGCAGUCUCGACGAGAUGACCUGGAAGCGUUGGGCCAUAUGUUUGUCUAUUUUCUAAGAGGGUCGUUGCCGUGGCAAGGUCUCAAGGCCGACACGCUGAAGAACUAG